Messenger RNA from Chaetomium fimeti, 1327 nucleotides. RefSeq names its product dehydrase and lipid transport-domain-containing protein. Lineage: Eukaryota; Fungi; Ascomycota; Sordariomycetes; Sordariales; Chaetomiaceae. Gene Ontology annotation, biological process: cellular respiration; ubiquinone biosynthetic process. Bases 319 to 1224 code for a protein of 301 amino acids. Gene Ontology annotation, cellular component: mitochondrion. The record is from RefSeq and is a predicted model, not a curated record. Gene Ontology annotation, molecular function: ubiquinone binding. The transcript has a single exon.
GACAGCGAGGGUUUGAAGGAUUGACAAGGUUAAAAAUUAUGUCCACUGUCCAAUUAGUCCUGCAGGGUCCGGCCUCGGCAAUCUCACCCAAGACGAACCAUCGGUUCAUCACAUCUCGAAGUCACUCGUUGGGAUAGAUGUUGCUGGCCAAACAUCUGUGUAGCAAUGGAGCCCCGAUAACAAUAUCUGCGUUGCGCGAAAACUAGCCUCCCCUCAACGACCGAAUUAUACCAUGAAAACCCGACAUAUCCUGCCCUGACCACGAGCAUAUCCCUUCAACCCCGAACACAUCACGCGAUCCUCCUCUCGCCUCCAACGAUGGCACCGCGUCUACCAGCACCGGCGCGCCGCCUCCUAGCAAAGCGUACUAAUCUACGUUCACUCCCGUCGCUCUCACAACCGCCACUCCCACCACCGCCGCCCCUCCUUCAAGCUCACAACCCACAAUCCCAACCAACCAUCACCACAACCACCACCACCCGCCCGCUCUCAACAACACCCUCCCGACCCUGGCUACUCUCAGCACUCCCCAACCUCGCAGCCAGCGCCAACGGCGGCCCCUCCCCCCCAAAGACCCUACACGCGCGGCGGCUGCUGCCCUACCCAGCGGCGCAAGUCUACACGCUCAUCGCCGACAUCGACUCGUACACACACUUCCUCCCACACUGCCCACACUCGCGCGUGACGAAGUGGGUGACCACGCCCACCACCACUGCCCCCAUUACCGCGAACACCAGCACCGGCACCAGCAACACAUCCCAACACAACCCAGGAGCGGGAGCGGCAGCGGUAGCGGCAGCGGGAUCAGCAGCGAGCACACCAACGCGCCACCCAGCCCUCGCCGACCUCACAGUGGGCUGGGGCCCCUUCACGCAAACCUACACCUCACGCGUGUACUGCGUCCCCGGGUCGGUAGUCGAGGCAGUGAGCGGCAGCGCGGCGACCAGCAUCCCGGCCGACGUGCUCCGGUCGGUGGGAUACUCCCCCUCCCCUUCUGAGGAGGGGGGCAAGAUGGAGGGGAUUUUUGAGAGUCUCGUUACGCGGUGGACGGUGAAGCCCCUCGCGCGAUCGGAGGGGGAGUGGGCGGAGGUGGUGCUGAGCGUGACGUUUCAGUUUUCGAAUCCCGCGCUGGGGUUUGCGGCGGGGCAGUUGGCGGAUGAGAAGGUGGACGAGAUGGUGGAGGCGUUUGAGGGGCGGGCGAGGCAGUUGUAUGGAGGGAGGUGACGGCGCAGUGGUUGUGAUGCUGGCAUGUGCUUUCCUUGGGGGGUGGUGUUCAGGGCUGGCCAGUCCUGGUGGAGAGUCAAGCAGGCGUACGAUUUCAGGAGGC